Messenger RNA from Gigantopelta aegis, 1470 nucleotides. RefSeq lists its product as uncharacterized. Lineage: Eukaryota; Metazoa; Mollusca; Gastropoda; Neomphalida; Peltospiridae. The record is from RefSeq and is a predicted model, not a curated record. The transcript has 6 exons. The coding region runs from base 1 to 1470 and encodes 489 amino acids.
AUGCGACCUUCUAAAGCCCGGAUUCUGUGUAAAGUGGAUCAGACAGCCAAGGACCACAACUCUGGUUCAGAACCUCUUCAUACGCAUUGUGGAAUCGAGGUCAAUCAGCCAAUCAAAUCGCAAGAGAACUCCGUGUUACAACUGGCGUUGCAGUGUCUGAUAGAGGCUAAAAACAAGCCUGUAUUGGGAGUGCUACAGACCGUUAGUGACUGUGUGUUGGAAUCUGUCCCGUCGGUUAUGGAAGGACCAGUGAACAUUCAGUCGGAUGAGAUGUCUCUGACAGUUCAACGGAUCGAGCCGACUGUUGAUGCAUUUCAUGUUACAGCUGAUCCUGAGGACGAUGAUAACCCAGGUGGCUCCAUUUUUUUCCCCAAUGACAUGAAGAGUGGAACAAAGAAACCUUUCGAAAUGCAGAUGAUGAUUAUAAAGAAGAAUCCAUUCCAGUGGUCACCAACGACAGAUGACGUGAAUUUACCAGUGAUGAAGAUCUCAGUCAAAAAUGAUGGGAAAAGCCUAAAUCCAUCGGAUCUGCCUGUGCCAGCAGAUAUCUUCAUAUCAGUAAACUUAUCUAAUGUGAUGGAAGAAGACAAAAUAUACACGUUGAAUGUCACAUAUAACACUAUCAAUCAUAAAGUAAAAGAUUCUAGUACUGUACGUAUAGCUAUUCCAGCAAUUAUUAAAGCGAAAACGCAGAUUCUGAAACUGUUUGCUAUAAAUCCAUUACUGAAACUAGAGGUGGUUCUUGGAGCUAAUGAAUCCGGAACAAGCUUCAGGAAUUUCCAAUUGAAUGGGUUUGACUGGCCAAUGGAAGAUGGCGCUCUCUUGACAUACAAGAACCAAAAGCAAGAUCCAAAUCUAUUAUUCUUACCAGAGGAUAUUCUUGGAAAGAACGACACUAAUUUCUACGUUUUUGUUAGAGUUAAGAACAAAGGACAGACGCAGCGCAAGAAUGCAAGUGCUAUUGUUAGAGGCAGCGAGAAUGCAAGUGCUAUUGUUAGACGCAGUGAGAAUGCAAGUGCUAUUGUUAGACGCAGCGAGAAUGCAAGUGCUUUUGUUAGAGGCAGCGAGAAUGCAAGUGCUAUUGUUAGACGCAGUGAGAAUGCAAGUGCUAUUGUUAGACGCAGCGAGAAUGCAAGUGCUAUUGUUAGACGCAGUGAGAAUGCAAGUGCUAUUGUUAGACGCAGCGAGAAUGCAAGUGCUUUUGUUAGACGCAGUGAGAAUGCAAGUGCUAUUGUUAGAGGCAGCGAGAAUGCAAGUGCUAUUGUUAGACGCAGUGAGAAUGCAAGUGCUAUUGUUAGACGCAGCGAGAAUGCAAGUGCUUUUGUUAGACGCAGUGAGAAUGCAAGUGCUAUUGUUAGACGCAGCGAGAAUGCAAGUGCUAUUGUUAGAUGCAGUGAGAAUGCAAGUGCUAUUGUUAGGUGCUUGUGCAAGAUUCAUGCUUGUGUUUUUAAUCAACAUAUCACGAGUUAA